AUGGAAAUAUCAAAUAAAAAUGAAGAAGAGAAAAAAAAAAAUAAAAAUAAAAUCUUAGUAUGUGGACUAAUUUCUGGGAUACUCACAAAAACGCUGUUUGCCCCCUUCGAUCGUAUAAAAUUGUUUUAUCAAAUCCAACCUAUGUUCAAUCAAUAUAAAAAAGAGGAAAAAAUAAAUAUAGAAAAAGAGAAACAAAAUUACCAUAAUAAAAAAGUGUCAAUUCUUAAUCAUAACAUUAUUUUAAAAAAAAAAAGUAAUGUAGAAAAUAAAUUAAAAUCAAAUAAUGAACCAGAUUUAUACAUUAGCAAAAAUUAUGAAAAAAAAAAAUUACCAUACAAUUUGGUGAAAAGACAAAAUGUAGUGUUUCUUAAUUUUAAAAAAAAAAUAAAUUCAUUGAAAGGAAUAAAUAAAAGUAAAAACAAAAUAAACAAUAAUAAUAAUAAUUAUUAUUAUUAUUAUAAUUAUUGUCGAGCGACAAAAAAUCAAAAUGCAAAGCAUGACUUUUUUUCAACAUAUAUCAAAAAGGUUGGUAAGAAAAAUACAAAUAAGUAUAUUCCAAGUUAUUAUAAUAUUUAUAAUAGCCCUCAUAAAAUGUGUAAAAAAAUCCUACUUAAUUAUUAUCCAAACAUAAAUCAUAUUAAGCAUAAUAUGAAUCAUAUAAAAAAUCUCAAACUUGUAAACAAAAAUUAUAAAAAUCUAUAUGGUAAUAGAAAUGAUAAUAUAACAUACAAUUGGGGGAAGCAAAUAAAAUCUAUUCCAAGAUCAUAUAUUAAAAAUCAACAAUCAUCAAUAAAAUAUCGAAAUAUUAUACAAAGUUUUUUUUUUAUUAUAAAAGAAGAAGGAGUUUUAGGCUUAUGGAAAGGUAAUUUUGUUAAUACCAUAAGAGGUGGAAUUGUAUAUUCAGCUAAAUUUGGAACUAAUGAUAUAAUCAAAGACAAAUUAAAAAAAUCCAAAAUAAAAGAAAAAAAAAAUAUUUAUAAUAAUAUGGAUACACAAGAGACUUAUCAAAAUAAUAAUAAUAAUAAUAUUUCAACAAACAAAAAUAAAAAUACAUUUAAUUAUUAUGAAAGUAUAACAGCUGGAUAUAUUUCUGGAAUUAUACAAAAAACUGUUUCAUAUCCAUUAGAUUUAUUAAGUAUUCGUAUGGCUUUAGGUGUGAAUGAAAAAUAUUUAACAAAUAAUUCUGAUACUUUAUAUAAAAAAAAAUCACUUAUUAAAAUGAUAUAUGAAAUUAUACAAAAAGAAGGAUUUUCGGGUUUCUAUAAAGGAUAUAUUCCAACAUUAUUAACAGGAGUACCAUAUGUUACCUUACAAAUGUUAUUCUUUGAUUUUUAUAAAAAUUUAUUCCAAACAUAUUCAUCAAAUCAUUAUAAUAAUAUACCUACAUUAGCUUUAUAUUCAUCAUUAGCAGGAUCAUUAAGUAAUCUAACGUCACUUAUUAUUGUUUUUCCAGGUGAUACUGUAAGAAAAAGAAUGAUGAAUAAUGGUAUUGAUAAUAAAAAUUAUAUUUAUAAAAAUACAAUACAUUGUAUAAAAAAUAUUUAUUAUGUUGAAGGAAUUAGAAAUUUCUAUCAUGGAUUAUUUCCAUCAAUGUUAAAAUGUAUACCUUCAGGUGCUAUACAAUUUAUGUCCUAUGAAAUAUUAAAGCAUCUCGUCUCAAAAAAUUAA
Molecule: messenger RNA, 1668 nt
Organism: Plasmodium gaboni
Lineage: Eukaryota; Apicomplexa; Aconoidasida; Haemosporida; Plasmodiidae
Product: putative mitochondrial carrier protein
Exons: 1
Coding region: 1-1668 (555 amino acids)
Biological process (GO): transmembrane transport
Source: RefSeq, a predicted model, not a curated record